Molecule: messenger RNA, 979 nt
Organism: Sinocyclocheilus grahami
Lineage: Eukaryota; Metazoa; Chordata; Actinopteri; Cypriniformes; Cyprinidae
Product: protein cereblon-like
Exons: 7
Coding region: 93-977 (294 amino acids)
Biological process (GO): protein ubiquitination
Cellular component (GO): Cul4A-RING E3 ubiquitin ligase complex
Source: RefSeq, a predicted model, not a curated record
ACAUCCACUCACAUGAGGGCGCUGUGUGUUUCCCCGCACAUCUCUUCACGGUAGUGCUGCGCUUGUUGGGAGCGGAUUGUAAACACACGGCUAUGGCUGCAGAGAGGGGCGGAGGCGACGACAACAUUAACGACGAAAUGGGGAACCAACUACAACUCCAGCCAGAAAAUGAAGAGGAAGAAGAGGAUGAUAUGGAGACGGAGGAUCGAGAUGGUGAGGAUGCAGAAAAGCCAAGUAUUAUAAACUUUGACACGAGUCUGCCAACUUCACACGCUUAUCUGGGCUCAGACAUGGAGGAGUUUCAUGGCCGUACCCUGCAUGAUGAGGACAGUGUGCAGAAUCUGCCGGUCCUUCCCCACAUCGCUCUCAUUCUGAUCCCAGGUCAGACGCUACCCUUGCAGCUUUUCCGACCACAGGAGGUCAGCAUGUUCCGCAACCUCAUAAGCCAAGACCGCACGUUUGCAGUGCUUGCACACAGUUCUGAUGCGAGUGGAGCGGAGAUAAAGGCAGAAUUUGGGACGACUGCAGAGAUCUAUGCCUUUCGUGAGGAACAGGAGUACGGGAUAGAGACAGUGAAGAUCAAAGCUAUUGGACGGCAGCGCUUCAGAGUGCAUGAAAUACGCACACAAGCAGAUGGGAUUCGUCAGGCAAAAGUACAGAUUUUACCUGAGAGGAUUCUUCCAGACCCUUUAUGUGCACUGCAAUUCCUGCCCCGCUUGCAUAUACACACACCACAGACCAAACAAUCACAAACACCACCACCGCAGGACCGGUGCAGCCAGAUUUAUAGACAGAAGAAGAUCCAUUGUGCAAGUAUGACCACGUGGCCUCCCUGGGUGUAUGCCUUAUAUGACUCUAAAACUCUCAUGAGCAGAGUAAAGAAACAACUCCAUGAAUGGGAUGAAAACCUCAAAGACGAGUCCUUGCCUACAAAUCCCACAGGUACACAGUGGGUACAGGCACACAGAUGCUUUUAGGC